CACUUGCUUUUGCUUCUUGUGUAACAAAAAUUUCAACUAUUUUUAGUUGAAAACUCCAAAUUUCAAUUAUGAGUGAAGAAGGCAAGGACAGUCAUUAUCACCACCAUGACCACCACUAUGGCCACCACCACCACCAUUAUGGCCACCACCAUCACCACCAUGAGGAGACCCAACCACCCCCACCAUGGCUACCAACAGCACCACCAGUAGUAGCUGAAUAUGGUACUUUUCAACCAGUAAUCGGUUUUCCUCUGCCAGUUCCUCCACCUGGAUCAGUACUUGAACCUUCUGAAUACUAUGCUCGUGGCUAUCAGUCUGUUCCAGUUCCUCCACCUGGAGCAGUACUUGAACCUUUUGAAUACUAUGCUCGUGGCUAUCAGUCCGUUCCAGUUCCUCCACCUGGAGCAGUACUUGAACCUUCUGAAUACUAUGCUCGUGGCUAUCAGUCCGCUCCAGGUUAUCUGGUUGAUGAGAGGAGACCUGUGACAGAGCCCCGCCUUCCUUUUGGUAUUGGUCUUGGCUGGUUCUUGUUCAUUAUUGGUUUCUUUCUUGCUGGCUUCCCUUGGUAUGUUGCUCCAUUUAUCCCGCUUUGCAACAGAUCAAUUGAUCAUCGAGAGAAAUCAGGAUACAUUGCAUGCACCAUUGCUGCUGUUCUUGCUGUAAUUGGUAAUAUCGUAUUUGGCUUGACAUGGAUAUUAUUAACAGCAUAAUGGUGAUCAACAUCUGUGGAGUAUUCGUGUUCUAGCUAGUUGGCUUGAUUAAUCCACAUUUAUUCAGAACAUUUCUGUAAAACAAAAGUUACAUGUUUUAAUUAGAUAUAUA
Molecule: messenger RNA, 822 nt
Organism: Solanum stenotomum
Lineage: Eukaryota; Viridiplantae; Streptophyta; Magnoliopsida; Solanales; Solanaceae
Product: 60S ribosomal protein L18a-like protein
Exons: 6
Coding region: 69-710 (213 amino acids)
Source: RefSeq, a predicted model, not a curated record